Oncorhynchus tshawytscha (Chinook salmon) is the source of this 4108-nucleotide messenger RNA. Its product is annotated as zinc finger protein 250-like. The coding region runs from base 1178 to 3472 and encodes 764 amino acids. NCBI's taxonomy places the organism in Eukaryota, Metazoa, Chordata, Actinopteri, Salmoniformes, Salmonidae. The transcript has 4 exons. The record is from RefSeq and is a predicted model, not a curated record.
AGUCAGCUUGCAGUUACUUUGUGGCUCUCGAACACAGCUAUCUGGGCUGCUCCCCCUGAGUGCUAGUGCGCAUGUGAUGUUGGUCUGUAUAAACCGGAUGCAAACGGACAACCCGGAUAUGGACCGUCCAUGAGUCGGCGUAUGCGAACGUGGGUAGAUUACCUAAAACAGCGGUCGGCCAUCUUGCACUCAGUCUCCAUUUAAUAUCAUACCUCAGUGGUCCACAGUGGAAAAAGAAACCAUGAUGUCACGGACAUAGGCCGCCAAUUCUGAUUAAUCCUGUACAUUACAUUGGAAAUAAUAAUCGAACGUGUGGGGUGAAGCUGGUUGCCGCCAACAUGUCGAAAGAGUGUUUUCAAACCCAGUUCGCCUUUGUUAUGGAGAGUGUAUUGAAUACUGCAGUCACCGAGACAACGAAACUUUUUGAAAAAACUAUUGAGGAACUGCGAGCCGAAAUAUCUAGAAUAAAAGAAGAGAACGAGGACCUCAAAACGAGGCUUCGAUCCCCGAAAAUGUGAAGAAAUCGACGGGUGAAAGUGAAAGACAAACCGCAGAGCCUGGACCGAGUCAAAGAACAUCACGUAUCGGCAAACGUGACAUUGGUGUCCAAUGUGUCCUGACAGCGCAUGCUUUGCCUCGGGCUGGGGAGCAGCACCGGCGGGAGGAGAACCAGAGGACGGAGCUGCACCGGGGGGCCUACGACGAGGAGGGCAACCCACAGACUGCCUUAGUGCUGAUCAAACAGGAGGUGGACUGGGAGGCAGACUAUUCUGAUGACUACUCCCCCGGGUACAUACUGCUGAAGAAGGAGGGGGGAGAUCUCCCGACUCUGGUCCGCAGACAACCUCUCAGAGAGUUACCAGGCAGAGCCCUGGUCCCACCUGGAGCCGUCAGAGCCCUGGUCAACCGUUACACCCAGGAAAGGCCUCCCACCACCCAGCCUACCUCAGCAGAGGCCCCCCUCCAGGGAGAUCCAGACACCCAGGAGACCCCCCAGGCUCUCAGCCCAUCCCAGCCCAGGACCAGAGAAGUUACCAAUGCCAGUGCAGGCCAGGCCCCUGGAGCAGAACAGCAGUCACUUGUAAUACCAGCAGCAGAGUCUCCAACAUUACACCUGACAGCAUCUCCUCAAUCAGCAGCCACUAUCCAAUCUACAUCAACUGUCCUGUCUACUGUAAUGGCCCAGUCCACGGUAACUACUCUGUCAAAAGAAACUGUCCAAACGACCACGGCGGUCCAGUCGACUGUAGCGGUGAAGUCGACAGCAGCAACGUCAGAGCGCCCGCCACCUGUCAUCUCCGGGUUACCCAGAACCCCUCUUCAGAAUACACAGCCCAGCCCCGUACCCCCUCGUCCAUCCCCAUCUCCUCGACCAGCACAGUCCCACACAGACGUUCUACCUGUAGCUCGUCCAAUAGCAGUGCCCUCAACACAACCAGCUAGGCCUACAGCUGUACCUGAUGGACCAACGGCCACACCUCCAACACAGCCACAACCGCCUACAGUUUUGGAGAAAUCGGGUGUUGCCACGGCAACUCCGCCAACGCCUGUCCAGUCCGCUCCAUCUCCUACUGUGUUGACAGAACCUGCCGUCCCUCCUGAGAAGCAGGUGUUGUUGGUCACUGAGCAUGUGCAACGCUCCUCCACCGUGCCCAGACCAAAGUCACCUUCUGUCCCAGAGACAUCUUAUGAAACCCCUCUACAGCUGUCAGCCCCUGCUGGAACCACACCCUCUGGCUGCUGUCAGAUGUCUAAGACACAGUUUUUAGCUCAGUUGUCAGUAGUACCCCGAGUAUGUGCUCCACCGAGGCUGGAGAAAGACAAGGAGGAGGAAGAAGAGGGGCAGGAAGAUGAGGGGGAGAGGCUUUCCCCCCUCCCUGCCACAUCUACGGAAGCUGUGAUGACAAGGUCUGUCGCUACGGAGACGACCCCCGCCAGCGAGAAUAAGGAGGAGAUUGUUGUCCAGGUAGGCGGCAAGCGAAAGUCAGGUCAACGUGAAGCGCUCCUCUCCGGUCUCCGCCUCCGCUUAAGGCCCCGCUCCCAGGACAGCAUGCCUUCUCCAGUGGUUGCUAAGAAACCCAGAGGAGAGAGAACUGCCCCUCUAGACCAUGACUACUCAAAGGUGAUGGACAACGAAGAAGAAAAGUCCAGGGAAUCACACGUUGACCAGGAUGUAGUAGAGGACACAGCUAACGGUGAGAAGGCUGACGACAAGUCUAGUGGACAAGGAAGUAGUAACCACAUCAUCAGUGAGGAAGAGGGAGGAGCUAACACUGAUGUGACCUCUCCGACCAGACAGUCACCUAUUGUUGGAGGUGUGUCCAAAUCCAAGAAGAGAAGCAUGACCUGGGUGCAGGCUCAGAGACUAUUGGCGCUAGCCCAGGCUAAGAGGAGUAGGUCAAAGGUCACCAAGGCCUCACAGAGAGGUCUGAGGUCAGAGCUAAGAGGCUUGGUCACACAGACACAGUUUCUGCCUUCCAACCCACAGCGCCGCCGGUCAUACAGACCCAGCCCACAAGCUGCCUCCAGCCCACGCCGCACCAGCCCUCGCCAGGUUACAGGGGACAACACAAACCCUCCUCCUGCCACCCCUCCUAACCCACAGCCUCACUCCUUCAAGGUCACUUCCACCACCCCUCGUCGCGGAAGACCUCGUUCUGCGGCUGUGGCGACUUUAAAUUUGAAACGGUCUCCCUCCACCCCUCAACCUAUCCCCUUCAUUGUCACCGUCAGCCCUCGCUCUAACUUCAAAAAGUCCCCCCAGUGCCCACGGACUUUCCAGCAGGCGCGCCGAUGCCGCCAAUCACAACCGAUGUGGUCACCACCGGGACCGUUACAGCUCCAACAGUCUCCCCAGGCUCCACGGAAACGUCUCGCCAAGAACCAGUGUGCAGACUGCGGUCGUGUCCUGAGCAGCGCCGCUGCUUUAGAGAGUCACGCCUCCCUCCACUCAGGGAAGCGCCCGUUCGCCUGCUCUGCCUGCGGCAAGGACUUCCCCGACCUCAAGGGCCUCAACCGCCACGCCCGCGUCCAUGGUGAUCAGCGUGGCCACCAGUGUCCGAAGUGCGACAAGACCUUUGUCUACCGCUUCGGCCUGACUAAGCAUGAGCAGGUGGUCCACAGUGGCGUGCGUCCGUUCAUCUGCCCAAUCUGUGACAAACGCUUAAUUACACAGCGUGACCUGGAGGCUCAUAUCCGCGUUCACACUGGAGAGAAACCAUUUGCCUGCUCCCUCUGUGUGAAGCGGUUCAAGAGGCGUGUGGAGCUGAAUGUUCACCUGAUGUGGCAUAACGGGGAGAAGAGACACUGGUGCUCAUACUGUGGGAAGGGAUUUCUGGAUUACAAUAAUCUGAAGAACCACAAACUGGUCCACACCGGAGAGAAACCCUAUACCUGCUCCGAGUGUGGCAAGCGCUUCAAACAGACUGGCCAUCUGAAGAAACACCUGAAGACUGUACACAAAGACCGAUAGACGGCGGGGGAAAAAUAUUCAAUGACACCCUAUUCCCUAUAUAGUGCACCUCUUUGGACCAGAAACAGUGUCAGGCCCUUGUAAAGUAGUGCACUAGAUAGGAUGUCAUAGGAGCUAUUGAGGGGGAAUAGUUAUCUCCAUUUGCUGUGAAUUCAAAACCCAGCCAUGUUAGUGUUAAUGAGGCAGGGAUUCCAAUCUAUUCUGACAGUGAUUGGGAAGGACUUGUUAUUUUAUGUAUUGAUUAAUUAAAAGUAUCAAAGCUUUUGUUUUAUAAACAUUUGGUGCCGCUUUUGUUGUUUAGAAUAAUCAUGCUACGAGAGAAUGACGUAGGUAAGUGUAAAAAAUGUUUUUACAAAUUGUUUUAUUUUAGUUGAGACUGAGUUGGUUAUUUGUAUUUAAAACAUGAAUUCUGGUUAUUUGCUAUAAUUCGUUAUUCAUAAGAAAAGUUUGAAGCCUUAACAAGUUUAAAUGUAGGUGUACUGUGUUCACAUCAUGGUGUUUAUGUUCUGCGGUUUUGAACUACAAUGAACAAAAAUAAACGCAACAUGUAAAAUGUUGGUCCCAUGUUUCAUGAGCUGAAAUAAAAGAACCCACAAAAAGCGUAUUUCUCUCAAAUUAAACACAUUUGUUUCCAUC